AUGCGGCGGUGGCGGCAGCCGAUGCGGGGGCUCGAUGCUCCAGAUCGGGCCGGUGUUGUCAGUGGCAGUGGAGGCUUCAUUGUGGUUGGCUGCGUGUGUGCCCAUUCUGGUCACAUCUGGCCGGCUGGGCUCGGCUGCGGUGGCUUUGGCGAGCGGUGUGCGACUCCGGGGAUGGACGACGGCGGUGCGGCAGAGCUCGCGUUUGGUGGUUGGUUCGGGGCGGCCAUUGCAUCAGGGGAGGUGGUGAGGGCAUCGGUGGUCAUCAGAGAGGAGGCGUCGGCUUCAGGUUGCCCUGCCGUCGCUCUGUGUCGUUGUCGCCCUCGCCGCCGCCUGCCUGGCCAGUCUACUGCGUCGCACAGGACACCAUGUUCUGGCCGCUCUUCGUCCUAA
Molecule: messenger RNA, 390 nt
Organism: Triticum turgidum subsp. durum (durum wheat)
Lineage: Eukaryota; Viridiplantae; Streptophyta; Magnoliopsida; Poales; Poaceae
Source: the annotation of a GenBank genome assembly